GUCAUAUUCACCCUGUAGGUUGUAGUCUAAUUGUAUUGAAUGUGCAGUCGCACCUGUUUGUCAACUUGGGGCGCGGAAACCAAAUGGACCUAUUUCUGAAACAUUACGAAAGUCGACGUAUUAGGAGAUAAAAGAAAACAGAGGCAGGGUGAAGUUGCGUUUGUUUUGUUGUACAUAACUAAUAUUUAUAGGGAAUCGUUUUUUUAUUAUUAUUAUUUAAAUGUUAGCUAUAUUUGCAUAGUCGACGAGGAUCAUGUUUAUCUCCCCAGGCGUCCAUUCAACACAGUGGCUACGCGCGUGUCGUCUACAUCGGACAUCUGAUAGCCUUUAGUAGGCUGGAGAUGAACGAUAACAUCUGAAAAGAUAAUGGGUUAUAGCUUAGGUACGAAAGGCGACCCUUACUGUUAUCAUAGGGCAACCGCUUCACAAAGUCUGAGCUGGGGUUUGAAGUAAUGAUUACGACAGGACAAGCUAAGCUAAGCUAAGCUAAGCCGUGUAUCAUCUAAGAAGCACGCUACUUAUCGGGCAAGCCAGCUGUAAGAAAAACAAGAGAUCUCCACCCAUUUCAUCAGUGCUCUUGCUCAACAGAAGUGAAAAAGACAUGUGACUGGAUUUAUGUUUGGAUUUAUUCAAACUCUAAACUGAAGCCUUUUCUAUUUAAUUCUUAUUAUUUAUUUUUAUUUAUGUAGUGAAGACGGAACAGGACAGGAAUACAUAGAGGCAGUAAAUGUAGUAAAUACAGAAAGACAAGAAGACGCAGACAGAAGAAAAUCUGAAUAAUCAGACAGAUAGACAAACAGAACACAGACAGACACUGGUGCACAGACAGAGAGAGUGACAAAGACAGUGCAGACCUGCCAGUGAGUCAGGCACUCAGACAGACAGAGACACAGACAGACACAGUCAGUCCGUCAUAAAAACCUACUAACCUCAGUUAGUCACACAGCUGGAGACGGAUUGGUUCUCACACAUUCACACAUCCACAGAGCAAAACACAUACACUCUAGUGAGCUUACCAUGCAAGGUGACCCCCAAGGCUACCUGGAGAUGGCGGGAGAGGCCGCGGGGGAACUUAAGAAGCCAUACAGCACCUGUGGAGACGACAGCGGCUCCAACAUCAACACUAUGCUGGAACUGUCAGACCUCACCGGACUCCACAAAGACUACCGCCACACACCUAGCGCCAUACUGGCACACAGUGAUGAUGUCAUGAGUCAGUCUGAUGACAUCAGGACUCAUGCUGAUGAUGUCAGGACUCCUAGCGAUGACGUCACAGUACAGAGCCGUGACAUCCGAACUAGUACAGACAGAGUAAAAGAGCACAUUGACGCCAGCAGUCGGAUACACCCGGGCAAUUCUGAGUCUCUCAGUGAUGACCUUGACAGGACACGGGAGGACAUCGGCAGGUCACCCACCGACGCACGCCCCUACAUCGAGGUGGGCAUGGCCCGAGUGGAGCGGGCCUCAGAGCCCCUCCAGGCUCGCUGGUCUCACCGAGACGCUCGACCGGACCAGCCCUCGCCCGAGGGACACCCUGCAGCGACCGGCACUGGCCCAGUAGCUCCCCUGUCCUCCCCCCAGCCCCCCGCCGACCACGCGGAAACAGUCUCUGACCCAACGCAAGGCAGCAGCUCUGACCCCUGCUCGGACUCGUUAAACGACAGCACCGGGACAAAUAGCAGCGGCUCUGUGGGUGAACUGACCCCCAGCACGGCCUCUUUGAAGGACAGCAGCUUGAGUGACCGCUCUAAAAACCCCACUGAGAGGUCUGUGGUGCUCUCCGACGGGAAUGCCAACACCGUCUCGUCGGACAGUCACCCAGCCACAGGGGACUCCACUGCUGUCAACGCUGGCGGCGGCGGCGACAGCAAGGUGGUGGUGACCUGUGACUUGGACGAAGCGGCCGGCGAACCUCAACCGCGGGAGAGCAUCAGCGAGAACAUGGGCUGCUGUUGCCGGGCGGUGCAGGGGGCGUUCCUCCGUUGCCAGGAGGAGACGCCUGCCAUGGUGACGGGCACUGUGCUGACCAUCCUCUUCUGCGUGACCAUCAUCAUCAUCAUCCCCGCCACACACAGGCUGAUACGGGUGCAUGUGGGUGCGCUGGCGGUGGUGUGUGUGCUGCUGUGCGUGUGUGUGCUGCUGCUGGCCAGCCUGCCCUGGCAGUCAGUGGUGCGCCGCUGCGGGACCCUGCUGGCCCUGUCCGUCUGGGCCGGCCUCUACACAACCGCCAUGGUCUUCACUUUCACCGGAGGGCCUGUCACCGCCUGGGAACAGGUGGCGUUCUUCCUCUUCCUAUCUCUGAGUGUGUACGCGGUGCUUCCUCUGCCCGUGUCCUGGGCCCUGGCCGUGGGCAUCGGCACCAGUGUGUCCCACGUCAUCAUUAUCAGUAUUUACGUCCCUGUCGUCACGCCCGAGAUGCCUGACCUGGCGGUGCAGUUGGUGGCCAACGCCGUGCUGUUUGCGUGUGUGAACGGUGUGGGGGUGUACCACAUGUGUCUCACCAAACGGGCCACCAGGAAGUGUAACAAGGAUCGGGAGACGUUCAGCACUACUCGCUCCCAUCUGGCUCUGCAGAAACACAAACAGGAACGUCUGCUGCUGUCCAUUUUGCCCCGCUCCAUCGCCAUGGAGAUAAAGGCGGAGGUGACCAAACGCCUGUCAGAGAACCAGCCCAGACAAGACAGAGGCCAGAACUUCCACAGCCUCUACAUCCGCCAACACAAAGACGUCAGCAUCCUGUACGCUGACAUUGUCGGUUUCACGCGAUUGGCCAGCACUUGCACCCCUGAGGAGCUGGUAGCAGUGCUCAACAAGCUCUUCGGCCGCUUCGACGACAUUGCCAAGGAGAAUGAGUGUCUGCGUAUUAAGAUUCUGGGGGACUGUUACUACUGCGUGUCCGGCCUGCCGUACCCCAAACCCAAUCACGCGCGCCACUGUGUCAAGAUGGGCUUGGACAUGUGCACCGCCAUCAAUAAACUGAGAGAGGCCACUGGCGUGGACAUCAGCAUGCGUGUGGGCGUGCACACUGGCAAUGUCCUCUGUGGCGUGAUUGGUCUGCAGAAGUGGCAGUAUGACGUCUGGUCACAUGACGUGACGCUGGCAAAUCAUAUGGAGUCGGGGGGGUUGCCUGGGAGGGUCCACAUCACAGAGGAGACUCUGAGGCACCUGAACGGGGCGUACCAAGUGGAGGAGGGGAACGGGGAGACUCGAGAUUCCUACCUGCAGAGCAGGAGGACCUUCCUGGUCAUUGACCCCCACAUUGAGGACGACACUGUCAAAAAACCCGAGGCCUCCUACACUCUGACCGUGAGCGGCCGUAAGCAGAGGGCCUCCGUGAGGAUGUCCCAGUACCUGCAGUCCUGGCAGACCAUCAACCCCUUCACCGACCUCAGCCACCCCGACGCCACACACACCUCCAGACACGCGAUGUGCCCUGCUGGUCAAACCAGACAGACAGACCUUCACAGCAGCCGCUCCCCCCAAAUGUUUAGUGACGGCCGAGUCGAGUCUUUGGAUCUACUGGAUGCAGCUGAAACGAAAGCCAAAAAGAUGGAUUGUUUAACUCUGUUAUUCAAUGACCUUAAACUGGAGAGACAGUACCGCCUCAUUAAGCUGAAGGGAAUGCAUGAAUCGGUCAUCUUCCUGGCUGUUAUCUUCAUCACCAUGUUUAUGGUCCAAAUGCUGGUCUCAGAAAAGAACGUGGCCAUGGCAGUCUCUUAUGGAGUCACUUUCCCAGUGCAGCUUUUGGUGUUGGUUCUUCUGCUUGUUUGCAAUGGAACCUUCAAGCGUUGGUACACUAAGAUUCCGGAUAGUAUACGGUGGAUGUACUGUACAGUGGGCGGGAUCUUCUGCGUGGUUCUCAGGCUCCUAUUGGUCAUCUUCUGCCUGCUCGUCACUCUGCUGAUGGCCAUGCUCAACCUUUACUUCGCUCCAGCACAGAACUGCUCCUCAUUUCCACUCACUGCUACAUCUCCGAAUGUGACCACCAUAGCAGACCUCGACCUCUACACUGUACCUUACUACCUGUACUGUUGCCUGAUUGCCAUGUUGAGUGUGGUGGUGUUUGUGAGGGUGUGUUUCUCAGUGAAAUUCCUGCUGUUGUCUCUGGCCCUGGCCGUCUACCUCGCCCUGUUCCUGCACGUGUACGCUGAGCGCUCCGAAUGCUACCUCACACAGCUCUACGCCAGCUACAACCACAGUCCUGGAGUCCUGAAGGAUCCUCAAAUAAUGGCUGGAAUUUGGCUCAUCAUAUUCUAUUUCAUUUGCCUCACCCUGGCAAGACAGGAUGAACUGAGCUACCGUCUAGAGUUCUUGCUAGAGCGGUGCUUCAAGGCGGAGAAGAACAAGAUGGAGACCAUGGAAAACGUCAACAAGCUACUUCUUGAGAAUGUGCUGCCUGCUCACGUCGCUUCUGUCUUCAUGGACAAGAAGACCGUCUGUAACGAUUACUUGUACAGCAAGUCAUGCGAGUGUGUAUGUGUGAUGUUCGCCUCGGUGCCAGAUUUCAAGGCGUUUUACACAGAGAGCAGUGUGAACCACGACGGCCUAGAGUGUUUACGCUUCCUAAACGAGAUCAUCGUGGACUUUGAUGAGCUACUAUCCAAGCCAAAGUUCCACGCCGUGGAGAAGAUAAAGACAGUGGGCAGCACUUACAUGGCGGCUGCUGGUCUCACCAAACCAAGCAAAGGAGAGGAAAGACAGGAAUGUGACAUAUCCUACAACCAUGUCCGCAGCAUGAUUGAGUUCGCCAUGGCCCUCAUGAGAAAGUUGGAGAACAUCAACUCUCACUCCUUCCAGAACUUCAAGCUCAGAAUUGGAAUAAACCAUGGACCGGUGAUUGCAGGGGUGAUCGGAGCACAUAAACCUCAGUAUGAUAUCUGGGGCAACACCGUGAACGUGGCCAGCAGAAUGGACAGCACUGGAGAACUGGACAAGAUACAGAUUACAGAGGAGACCAAGAAGGUGGCGGAGUCGCUGGGCUUCAGUGUAACUCUGAGAGGAGUCAUCACUGUGAAGGGAAAGGGAGAGCUGACCACCUAUUUCAUCAACCAUGAGCACUCUUAAUGGUCACUGCAGGGUCAGGGAGGGUCAGUCUCACAACUCUUCCCAGGUGCUCACAGAAGAAGAGGCCCAAAGUGGUUCAUGACUUUCUAUGCAGGGAACACUCUACACACACACACACACACACACACACACACACAUACACAGCCCAUCAUCAAGCACUUUGUUGGGAGAAAGAUGUACAGUUGAUCUAAAGAGCUGGUUAAGCUCAUUCCCAUAUGAACCCAUAUAUGGGCAUACACUACAGACCACAAUGAGCACUGCCAUGUAGAAUCUGGAAAUGUCACGCGUAUGGAAACACACGUAUGAGUUUAUGAAGAUGGUCAAUGAGAACAGCAAACUUCACCUCACACUUCCUGAACCACAGACUCCCCCUUUCAUUCCAAAACACAUCAUGUUAUUAUUGACACUGAUCACAUCUCCCCUCUCUGUCGCUUCUCAGUCAAUUGUCUGCCAUUCAAAAGUCACAGGUCCCAUGGACCACAAUGCAGGUGAUGAUGACUCAUCACGUCACAUCAGAGUCAGCUGUGGCUAAAGACAUGAAGGAGAGUUUACACGGUCUAUACCACAAUCACUACCUAACCAAAGAACUGGGUAUACCAAUGACUCCUUACCACAAAGCUGCCCUAUUAACUCAUGUCUAUUAAUAUGUAGCCUAUGUGUCAUAUGAAUGAUAUGUUUCAGAUCACAUAAUGUUAACCAGGAUUCUAGCUGUUAUCAUUAAUUAUGGAUCAGGUCAACAUCUCAGAGUUUCAACAGAGUUCUUCAUCCUGUUUAAUAAUUAUGUUGUCACACCAUUACAAAAAAAAAAACAUUUGUGUCCUCUACUAUUUUUAUUUAUUUUUUUCAAAAAAGGAGUAUGAAGUCAGUCGAACCCUCAAGCUGCCUUAUGAAUGUAUGUUUCUGGUUAUGGAGACUGCGCUGGUUGCCAGUUUUAAAAAUGCUUGAAUGCACUAUUUUAAUAAUAUAUAUAUUAAUGUAUAGCAUACAUGUUUGUUAGAGUUUUGUCUAUGUCCGUUUGGGCAACAUUUAAAUAUGCAAUAGGAAUUAAAUCUGCACUGUGUAAAAUAAAGUGAAGCCUAGGCUACUUCUGACA
This is a messenger RNA of Alosa sapidissima (American shad), 6157 nucleotides long. Its product is annotated as adenylate cyclase type 4-like. Gene Ontology annotation, cellular component: plasma membrane. The coding region runs from base 1018 to 5064 and encodes 1348 amino acids. The record is from RefSeq and is a predicted model, not a curated record. Gene Ontology annotation, biological process: cAMP biosynthetic process; adenylate cyclase-activating G protein-coupled receptor signaling pathway; adenylate cyclase-inhibiting G protein-coupled receptor signaling pathway. Gene Ontology annotation, molecular function: adenylate cyclase activity. NCBI's taxonomy places the organism in Eukaryota, Metazoa, Chordata, Actinopteri, Clupeiformes, Clupeidae. The transcript has 26 exons.